AUGUCUUCCUCAGAUGAGCCUUUAUUUAGUGACCUUUGUCGUUUACUUGAACUUGUUCAGGAAGCAAAGGGUGAUCAAAAGAAAAGGCGUCUCGAAAAAUAUCUUCAAACAUGGCGUCGUAAAUACGGUCAUGAUUUUUAUCCUGUUAUGCGAUUACUAUUACCAUACCUUAAUAAAGAAGGAGCUAACUAUAGAAUGAAGGAAGCAAAUCUGGCAAAGAUAUAUAUUGAUGUUUUAGGAAUUGGACGAAAAUCAGAGACAGGGCAGCGACUUUUGAAUUGGAAAGUGCCUGGAAAAAAUAAUCAAACAGCCGGUGAUUUUGCAUCAGUCGCGUAUGAUGUUAUUGCGCCACGAUCGACCGUAAUGGGACGUGGUAAACUUACAAUUGCUGAAGUGAACAAUCAGCUUGAUUUAUUGAAUGCUGCGGAAUCUGUAAAAGAAAGUCAAAAAGUGAUUCGAUAUUUUUUUGAUAAUUGUGCUCCUGACGAACAAAAAUGGAUUAUUCGAAUAAUUUUAAAGGAACUAAAAUUUGGAUUGACUGAAAAAUCCGUUUUUCAAGUUUACCAUCCAGAUGCCGAGGAUCUUUUUAAUAUUUGCAGUAGUCUGAAAAAAGUUUGCGAAGAUUUACAAGAUCCAACGAUUAGACUUACAGAAAUCUCACUUUUCAAUCCGAUAAAACCAAUGCUUGCCAAACUUGUUCCGAUACAAGACAUUGUUAAAUUGAUGGGAGGUGAAUUUUGGAUUGAACAAAAAUUGGAUGGUGAACGAAUACAGUUACAUAUGCGUGAUAGAGAAUAUAAGUAUUAUUCAAGGAGAGCUACAAAUUAUACAGAAUUGUAUGGUUCUAAUAGAUAUGAAGGAUCUUUAACGCCCUUUAUUUAUGAUUGUUUUGAUUCGCGAGUUAAGAGUUGCGUUAUUGAUGGCGAAAUGGUUACUUGGGAUCCAAUUUAUCAAGCUGUUUUGCCAUUUGGUACUUUGAAAACUGCUGGGCUCGAUCGUUCUGCGGAUGAAAAUAAAGCAAGACCUUGCUUUGUAAUUUUUGAUAUUCUCUUAUGCAACGGAAAAGCACUUGUCGAAAAACCAUUAUCAGAACGACAAUUGUUUCUACGAAAGGUUGUAAAAGAAAAAGAAGGUCACCUGAUAAUACUGGAACAUAAAACCGCGUCAACUCAGAAAGAGUUGGUGGAUGCUGUUGAGAUGGCUAUUCGAGGAAGACAAGAAGGUGUUAUCGUUAAAAACCCAUCCAGUGCCUAUACGUUAAAUACAAGAAACAAUGACUGGAUCAAGAUUAAGCCGGAAUAUAUGGACACUUUGGGUGAUUCUUUGGAUUUAUUGGUCAUAGGUGGAAUUUAUGGAGUUGGAAAGCGUCGUGAUAUGCUUGGAAGUUUUUUUUGUGGUCUAAGAGACACUUCAUCAUCUGAACCGAAGUUUCAAUCAUUUUGUCGUUUUGGCACCGGAGUUACCAUGGAAGACCUAAAAGAAUUCAACAAAAAUCCACAAGACUGGAAACCUUUUGAUGCGAAUAAAUGUCCAAGUUGGAUUUCUUUUGGAAAGGAGAAACCGGAUGUAAUUAUUGCUCCAAAUAAGUCAUAUGUAGUACAAAUUAAAGCCGCCGAAAUUGUUCCUUCAGGAGACACAUUCGCUGUCCCGUACACACUGCGAUUUCCACGAUUUGAAAAAAUUCGACAAGAAAAGGAUUGGCAGAGCGCUAUGAGUUUUCAAGAAAUGAUGGAUAUAAAAAAAUAUGGAGUACAGUCGAAGAAAAUGACAGCGUCUGAUUUCAUUCACACUACGAGAUCAAAGCGUAGAAAAAUCAAUGAACCACAAAAGCCAAGAAAAAAACUCCGAAUUCUUGAUAAUUUCACGGUCGCGGAUGCAUCUACAUCCACAGACAAAUCGAAACCGGCACUUUUCAAAAACAUGGAUUUUUGUAUUAUGCAACAAAAGUCUAAACAAGAAUUGCAACGCCAAAUCAAAGAACAUGGUGGAAACCUGUUUCAACAUCCGGAAGGGUCUCCUCAAAUUUAUGUGAUUUCUGAUUCGGAUAAAUAUUUCAGCGUGAAAAAUCUAAUCAAAAAAGAAAAAUGCGAUAUUAUUCAUCCGAGAUGGAUUACUGAUUGUAUUGAGGCUGGUCGUGUUAUACCGUUAAAUCCAAAGUAUAUGGUGUUUACGACUGAAUCCACCGAGAUAAAGUUUCGUCAAAGUAUGGAUGAAUGGGGUGAUAGUUACGUCGAAGAGGUCACAACCGAGGAUAUAAAAGAGAUUUUGGAUCGAAUGCCAAGUCGUGAACUUUCAACUGCAGACAGGCAACGACAUCAAUUACUCGCCAAAAUGCAAGCCUGUUUUCAAGAAAUUUCCUUGGAAAAUCUACUAUCAUAUAAUUCGUUUCUGGGUUGUUUGGUGUAUCUUGAUGUUUCUUCGUCAUCGUCGUCACGGCCUCUAAAAGAAAAUAGCAAUAAGAAUAACAACAAUAUAGGAGAUCGAAAUCUAGAAUGGGCUAUUCGAGAAAAUACUCGGGAUCGAUUUCGACUUGUAAAAUCAAUACUAAAAUAUCAAGGAGCAGAAUUUACAGAUGAUAUCAAUAACUCUGAAGUUACGCAUAUUGUCGUUGUCAAACAAACAGAUGUCAACCGGUAUCAGAAGAGUUCAACACGGGGUGUAAAAAUAUUGACUAUUGACCGAAUAGUCGAGAGUUACUAA
Ambispora gerdemannii is the source of this 2700-nucleotide messenger RNA. The record is from the annotation of a GenBank genome assembly. NCBI's taxonomy places the organism in Eukaryota, Fungi, Glomeromycota, Glomeromycetes, Archaeosporales, Ambisporaceae.